AUGGGAUCAUUCCUCAAGAUGAAUAACAUACACGCCCCAACAGUGCCUUCAGGCCCGACUAGCAAUGCGACGGCCAACGGCCAUUUCGGCCGUCUCACAUUCGCGGAACUCCAAAAGAAAAAAGAUGACGUGGAGGCUGAGUUGAAAGCUCUCGGCGCGGUUCUCGAUUCUCAUGGGGCCGACAUGAACACCCCCCUUACAACUCGAGACGGCUUCCCGAGAGCGGACAUCGAUGUUGCUCAAGGUAAUCCCACCCGAUCCAGCGGCCGUUCAGCAAUGCGUACUACGAGAGCCCGUAUCAUCCAUCUGAGAAACGAUUACAAAAGUCUUAUGGCCGUGAUUGAGAAGCAUCUUCACGAUCACUUUGCCAGCUUACAAGAAGACGAUAUCUCCUCAGUUCGAUCUUCCGGGGAUGCCAGCCUUCUGGCGGAUCACUCCGCACCUCGGCCGCCGGAGCCCUUCGCCAAGGUCAACAGUGUUGUCCCAGGAAGUCCAGCUGAGACAGCGGGUCUGAAGCCAGGCGAUGAAAUCAGCAGUUUUGGAUAUGUCAACCUCUCAAACCAUGACAACCUGACGAAGGUGGGCGAGUGUGUUCAAGGGAACGAAGGUCGACCGAUCUUGGUCAAAGUAUCGCGGCACAGUUCAGGCACGCGCCGAGAAAUGCAACUUACAUUGACGCCAAGACGCAGCUGGGGUGGCAGAGGUCUACUGGGCUGUCGUAUUCUGCCUCUGUAA
Colletotrichum higginsianum IMI 349063 is the source of this 735-nucleotide messenger RNA. RefSeq names its product 26S proteasome non-ATPase regulatory subunit 9. The record is from RefSeq and is a predicted model, not a curated record. Gene Ontology annotation, molecular function: protein binding. The coding region runs from base 1 to 735 and encodes 244 amino acids. The transcript has 4 exons. NCBI's taxonomy places the organism in Eukaryota, Fungi, Ascomycota, Sordariomycetes, Glomerellales, Glomerellaceae. Gene Ontology annotation, cellular component: nucleus; cytoplasm. Gene Ontology annotation, biological process: proteasome regulatory particle assembly.